AGCCAGUGACUGCUGGGUCUGUGGGCCACUCUGCUCUGUUUAGCCUACCUCAGUCAAAUUCAAGUCAACAUAUCUACAUCCCAGGUCCCAGAAUGAAUACGACCCAUGGAGCCCCGAGGAAAACCCCAAGGAGCAUUUGAGAGUUGGGGGGACACAGGAGAGGGAUGUGGACCAGUCUGUCCAGUGGUUGGGUCAGGGAUGCUUCCUGCUGAGCAACUGGGGUGGGGCUGCAUGUGUGAGGGAGGCACAUGAGAGUCCGGAGUACAGCCCGCCCCAGCUGACUUUAGCAGCCACAGGGAGAUAGGAUUGGGCUUUGUUGCAGGGUAGCAGGGUGCAGAGAGAAAGCAAGAGAGGACAGAGGUCUUGAGUUCUAGGACUCCAGGGCCCAGGAAGAAGAGGUCAAACCGUGGGAAGGGGAUGGGGGUGGGGGGCAAGUUGGGACAUGAAUCACUGUGUGAAAGAUGGAGAUCGGGUUUGGGGAUUUAGCUCAGUGGUAGAGCAAUUGCCUAGCAAGUGCAAGGCUCUGGGUUUGAUCCUCAGCACCGAAAAAAAAAGAUGGAGAUCUUGGCAUAAGAGUAACUGUUGGGAAGUCCAGCAGCUUGGCCCUGGUAGGACACAGCAUGGGCUCAAAGCGCUGGCGGCCACGGGGAGGAAGACGGCAGAGGAGGCUGCAGACUGGCUGCAUGGCCACUGCAGUGACCCUUCUCUGGAUGACCCCAUCCCCCAGGAGUACGCCCUCUUCCUCUGCCCCACAGGGCCCCUGCUGGAAAAACUCCAAGAGUUCUGGAGGGAGAGCAAGCGCCAGUGUGCGAAGAACAGAGCUCAUGAGGUCUUCCCUCACGUGACACUCUGUGACUUUUUCACGUGUGAAGACCAUAAGGUGGAGUGUUUGUAUGAGGCUCUGAGGCGUGCAGGGGACAGGAUCCUGAGCUCCUUUCCUACCCAGGUUCCUCUUGUUCUCCAUUCUUCUAUCAGCUACCUCGGCUUCUUCAUCAACGACAGCCCUGCUGAUGUCAUCAGAGAAUUCGCCAUGGCAUUUGCCACGGAGGCAUCAGUCUUGGCAGACUGCAGCGUCAAGCCCUGCACCAAGCAGCUGCACCUGACCUUGGCCCAUAAGUUCUACCCUCACCACCAAAGGACCCUAGAGCAGCUGGCCAGAGCCAUCCAGCCCAGCCACACCUGCCAGUGGACAGCUGCCCUGUACUCCCGAGACAUGCGUUUUGUGCACUACCAGACCCUGAAGGCGCUGUUCCAGUACAAACCCCAGAACGAAGACGAGCUGAUGCUCAGGCCUGGUGACUACAUCUUCGUGGACCCCACUCAGCAAGAGGAAGCCAGUGAGGGCUGGGCCCUCGGGAUCUCACAUCGGACUGGCUGCCGGGGCUUCUUGCCGGAGAACUACACAGAGCGAGCCAAUGAGGCUGACACCUGGGUUAAGCACAGGACAUACACAUUUAGUCUAGCCAUGGACCUGAACUCUAGAAAGGACGGCGAAGCCAGCAGCAGGAGAAAUGGAGAAUUCCACACUCCGUCAAUGUCAAGGAGCAUCAGCAGCAUGCAGGCUUUGCAGGCUACCAUCGCGAGGAGAGGCGUGCUGGUAGUACGCCAUGGGGAGAGAGUGGACCAGGUCUUUGGGAAGUCUUGGCUACAGCAGUGUACUACCGUCGAUGGAAAAUACUACAGGCCAGACCUGAACUUCCCCCGCAGCCUGCCCAGGAGGAGCAAUGGUAUCAAAGACUUUGAAAAUGAUCCGCCCUUAUCAUCCUGUGGAAUUUUCCAGGCCAGACUUGCUGGAGAGGCUCUGCUGGACAGCGGCAUCCGAGUCACAGCGGUCUUUGUGUCUCCAGCCCUGCGCUGUGUGCAGACAGCCAAGCACAUCCUGGAAGAACUCAAGCUGGAGAAGAGGCUGAAGAUACGGAUUGAGCCUGGAGUCUUCGAAUGGAUGAAGUGGGAAGCCAGCAAGGCCACCCCGACCUUCCUGAGCUUGGAGGAGCUGACAGAGGCACACUUCAAUGUUGACCCUAAUUACAGGCCUGCGUUCCCCCGCUGCUCCCUCAUGCCAGCCGAGAGCUAUGACCAGUACGUGGAAAGGUGCGCCGUGAGCAUGGGGCAGAUCAUCAACACAUGCCCACAGGACACAGGCAUCACCCUCGUCGUGAGCCACAGCUCAGCACUCGACUCCUGUACUAGGCCUCUCCUCGGGCUCCCACCCAGGGAAUGUGGAGAUUUUGCCCAGCUGGUAAGAAAGAUCCCAUGUCUGGGAAUGUGCUUCUGUGAAGAAAAUAAGGAGGAAGGAAAGUGGGAGCUGGUGAACCCCCCAGUGAAGACGCUGACACACGGGGCCAACUCGGCUUUUAACUGGAAGAACUGGAUCUCGAGCAACUGAGCCAGCCCAAGCUCGUCGGCAAGGCAUGAGGGGCUGUGAUUAGGAUUACAAAGGCACUCUAGCCCCUCGUGUGCCGUGACUUGGAGAAGCACUAAAUACACUUGAUAUUCAGGGGUACUGCCAUGGCUCAUGCCUUCGUCACGGUCAUCUGUGGCUCUGCUGCCCUGCCAGCCUGACUGUGGAAGCCACAGCAGAGGUGUGUAUUAGGACACCACAUUGCAACAUGCGUGCUGGGUUGGAGAGAACAGAGGAACAGCCUCACCUCCAGGAACUAAAGGCUCCCCACCCCCACGCCCGAAGAUGCUACCUUUCUAUGUUGUAUGCUCUUAGGAGACCUCCUUCCUUCUAUAGCCAUCACCCUUUAGCCAGGGCCACACCAGCUGAAAGAGGAACAGUAGUCAAAGAAACGGCCCACCGCAUCAAAACCAGGGCAGCUGCUGGCCCCAGCCCCUGUGUAUUGGUUCUGUGCUGCUGCUGGGACACAUUGCUGGAAACAUAGUGAUGAUCACGGCAGUGUAAAAUUCCUAAUGCACAUAGGCCAGGGUGUGGUUCUGGAGGUCCGCGUGGGUUGUAUUCCCCUACAGAUUCUAGAGGGCCCUUCCCCAGCCAUUUCCAGAAUCUAGAGGCAUUUAUACUUCCCGCCAUCAUAUUUAUAGUGUUCUAUUGCAAAUCAGUUUGGGGAAGUUCUCAGGCAUGGUCCCAGGGCCCCUUCCCCGAGCCUGCUGCCUCCUCCUCACAAAGACCCUAUGGCAAACUGUGCUCGGUAACCUAGAAUCUCCCUUGACAAUGGUGCCUGCAAUGGCCCUUAGCCACAGAGGUCACAUGUUCAUGGUCCCAGCAUUGGGAUGUGGAUGUCUUUGAAGGCCAUUGUCCAGCCCGCCACAGCCUCUGUUCUUCUGAGCACAUCAUGGCUAUUGUACAAGGGUCUAGACAUAAAGAUCCGAGCCCUAUA
This is a messenger RNA of Peromyscus leucopus (white-footed mouse), 3338 nucleotides long. It is a transcript of the gene Ubash3a, whose product is annotated as ubiquitin associated and SH3 domain containing A. Bases 443 to 2386 code for a protein of 647 amino acids. The transcript is spliced from 14 exons. Gene Ontology annotation, molecular function: protein binding. Lineage: Eukaryota; Metazoa; Chordata; Mammalia; Rodentia; Cricetidae. The record is from RefSeq and is a predicted model, not a curated record. Gene Ontology annotation, biological process: negative regulation of T cell receptor signaling pathway. Gene Ontology annotation, cellular component: cytoplasm.